This is a messenger RNA of Malaclemys terrapin pileata, 1209 nucleotides long. It is a transcript of the gene AVPR1B, whose product is annotated as arginine vasopressin receptor 1B. Gene Ontology annotation, biological process: regulation of systemic arterial blood pressure by vasopressin; G protein-coupled receptor signaling pathway; positive regulation of vasoconstriction. NCBI's taxonomy places the organism in Eukaryota, Metazoa, Chordata, Testudines, Emydidae. Gene Ontology annotation, molecular function: vasopressin receptor activity; peptide binding. Bases 1 to 1209 code for a protein of 402 amino acids. The record is from RefSeq and is a predicted model, not a curated record. Gene Ontology annotation, cellular component: membrane. The transcript has 2 exons.
AUGGAGCCGGAUUGGGAAAGGAACAGCAGCGACCCUGGGGACGUCCUGACCCAGGUGGGGGAUCUCAACUGGACUCUCUUCCACACCCGGGACGAGGAGCUAGCCCGGGCCGAGAUUGGGGUGCUGGCCACCAUCCUGGCAGUUGCCGCCGUGGGCAACCUGGGGGUGCUGCUGGCCAUGUACCGGCUGAGGAAGAAGAUGAGCAGGAUGCACCUCUUCAUCCUGCACUUGGGGCUGACCGACCUGGGGGUGGCGCUUUUCCAGGUGCUGCCCCAGAUGAUCUGGGAGGUGACCUACCGCUUCCUGGGGCCCGACCUGCUCUGCAGGGCCGUCAAGUACCUGCAGGUGCUAAGCAUGUUCGCCUCCACCUACAUGCUCAUCAUGAUGACUCUGGACCGCUACAUGGCCGUGUGCCACCCGCUGCGCACCCUGCAACAGCCAGGCAGGCAGGCCUACCUGAUGAUCGGGGCCACCUGGGUGUUCAGUGGCCUGCUCAGCCUGCCCCAGGUCUUCAUCUUCUCAUUGCAGGAGGUGCACCAGGGCUCCGGGGUGCUGGACUGCUGGGCUGACUUCAGGUACCCCUGGGGCGCCCGGGCCUACAUCACCUGGACCACGUUGUGUGUCUUCAUCCUGCCCGUGGUCAUCCUCACCAUCUGCUACAGCCUCAUCUGCCACGAGAUCUGCAAGAACCUCCGGGGCAAGACGCAGAGCGGAGCAGAGAUGGGAGCGGGGUGCCCCUGCAGCCAGGCCUCCCGGGUGAGCAGCGUGCGCACCAUCUCCAGGGCCAAGAUCCGCACGGUGAAGAUGACCUUUGUCAUCGUGCUGGCCUACGUCGCCUGCUGGGCGCCCUUCUUCAGCGUGCAGAUGUGGUCGGUGUGGGACGAGAACGCCCCCGAUGACGAGUCCACCAACGUGGCAUUCACCAUCACCAUGCUGCUGGCCAGCCUCAGCAGCUGCUGCAACCCCUGGAUUUACAUGUUCUUCAGUGGGCACCUCCUGCACGACAUCCUGUGGUAUGUCUCCUGCUGCGGGAGCUUCCGGCCUGGCCUCAAGAGGCAAAACUCCAACGGGAGCCUCUGCAGCAGGAAAACCACCAUCCUGACUCAGAGCCACCAAACCGACACCCCUGGGAUCCAGCUGCAGCAGGGGGACUUGAAAGAUUUCUACCAGUCCUACGAGGACACGGUGACGGAGUCAGGUGUGCUCUAG